Molecule: messenger RNA, 174 nt
Organism: Tremella mesenterica DSM 1558
Lineage: Eukaryota; Fungi; Basidiomycota; Tremellomycetes; Tremellales; Tremellaceae
Exons: 1
Biological process (GO): regulation of transcription by RNA polymerase II; regulatory ncRNA-mediated heterochromatin formation; RITS complex assembly
Cellular component (GO): SAGA complex
Source: RefSeq, a predicted model, not a curated record
AUGAAUACUGACUCCCCAGCAUCAGAACCUAUAAACCUAGAUAAACAAUGUGGUGUAAUAAACGAUAAACUCCUCCCAUGUUCACGUUCCUUGACAUGUAAAUCACAUACCGUAGGAGCUAAAAGAGCCGUUAUCGGUCGUUCUCAACCAUACGACGUUCUGUAUCUCGAAUGG